Lolium perenne is the source of this 408-nucleotide messenger RNA. The record is from RefSeq and is a predicted model, not a curated record. NCBI's taxonomy places the organism in Eukaryota, Viridiplantae, Streptophyta, Magnoliopsida, Poales, Poaceae.
AUGCGGCGGAGCCACCAACGCCAGCGGCGCCAGCGAACAGCGACUUCCUGCGCACUCUGCGUCCCUGCACCGAGCGGGCAUACAAUUCUACCUAGCUCGCCACGGCCGCCCCGUGCCAGAGCUGGCGCGCCAGCUCCUGCCCGACCUUGCCGCGUCUACCACCUUCCCGAGCUUGCUGUGCCCUCCCCUGGUGGAGCUCGCCGCGGCCGCCCUACCGGAGCUUGCCCCCGCCCGCACCAGCCCAUGGCGGAGCUCGCCGUGGCCGCCCCCACCCCGCCGGAGCUUGCCCCCCGCCCGCACCAGCCCGUGGCGGAGCUCGCCGCGGCCGCCCCCAUCCUGCCGGAACUUGCCCCCCGCCCGCACCAGCCCGUGGCGGAGCUUGCCGCGGCCGCCCCCACCCUGCCGUAA